Messenger RNA from Cydia pomonella (codling moth), 4629 nucleotides. It is a transcript of the gene stl, whose product is annotated as A disintegrin and metalloproteinase with thrombospondin motifs 16-like. Bases 444 to 3548 code for a protein of 1034 amino acids. Gene Ontology annotation, cellular component: extracellular matrix. Gene Ontology annotation, biological process: proteolysis; extracellular matrix organization. The record is from RefSeq and is a predicted model, not a curated record. Gene Ontology annotation, molecular function: metalloendopeptidase activity. The transcript is spliced from 18 exons. Lineage: Eukaryota; Metazoa; Arthropoda; Insecta; Lepidoptera; Tortricidae.
AUUAGACCAAAAAAAAAACUAUACUCAUCCCUUUCUUUUGAGUGCUAGUACUAGCUUAAUACAACGACAGUAUGAUUCUCUCUGUUUAUGUUUGAAAUGAGACAGUUUGUGGCCAAACUAUACACUACCGCAUUUUUGGUUUACCCUAAAUUGUAUCCCACCACUUAUCGAUAGCCCGCCUCCCUAUCCAUUCUAAUCCGUGAUACAAAUCAGCCGCGAUCAGCGGCAGUCGCGCGCGCCAAACCUCGCGAACUGCCGCGCGCUACUGUGCGUGAAAAAAACAAACUGUCAAAAAUGCGCGGCAAACCAUGAGGCAUUUUUAAACUACGAAUAUCAUAGGCUAGGCCUGUAUGACUUUUUUAUUUUGGAUACUAAUUUUUUUAGCCAAGAUUGACAAAAUGUGAGGUGUUGUUUAAUGAAAAGUUGUUAUAUUUUUGGUAAAUAUGGUGUGUUGGAAGAGAGUGUUUUUGGCAGCGGUAUUGUCUUCGAUUUUGGAUGUCCACAGUGAACAGCUGUUUGGUGAUGAUGAACACACGCAGCAGCUGUUGGAGCAUCUCACAGAGUCAGAGAAGAUAUUCCUAUUUGGUGCCAAUCACAAUGAUGCUCAAUUCGAGAUCGUCCACCACCACCACAAGCGCGCAUCCCCCAUUCUCCAGCACUUGGACCUCACGCCGGCGCGACACCACCUGCUCGACCCUCAGUUCCUCGUGAUGAGGAGAUGGGCGAAUGGAACGGAGGCUGUGGAGCAUGAGGAUGAGGAGUGCUGGUAUAGGAGUGAGAGUGCUGCGUUGUUUGUGUGUGAUGAUGUGAGAGGUGUAGUCAAAUCCAAUGAUAGUUACUAUUUAAUUCAACCACUACCAGAAAGGUUUCACGAUAAAGACUCAAAAACGCACGUCAUAGUCAAACGCACUGACGAAUCUAACAAAGAAGAUUCUUGCAUAGAAAAAGAUAGCCUCAAUACUAUAGUUGCUCCUGAACCAGCGAAAACAUGGACAAAACACAGGAGAAAAAGAGAAACAGUCACGCCAAGAAAAACCCUAGAGGAAUUCAAACUAGACUUAAAUCAUAGAAACAAGACUAUAGGAGCGUUCAUAAACAAACUAAUCCCAAAAACAGGGAAGCAAACAGAAAGACAAAAGAGGGCUGUGUUACCAGCAGUGUUCGUUGAAACUGCUGUGUUUAUAGACAGAGAUUUGUACAAGCACAUGACUGUGAAUUUUCCUAAAGAUACAGAGAGGGAGUUAGUCAGAUUCGUCCUAGCUAUGAUAAAUGCUGUACAGUUACUAUACCAUGAUCCUUCAUUAGGUAGACCAGUAAAUUUUAUCUUGAAAAGACUGGAGAUUCUUCAUGAGGAUCCAUCGAAUUUGAAAAGGCCGCAUGACAUAGACAGGUUUUUGAGUAAUUUCUGUACGUGGCAGAGGCUGGAGAAUCCACCGGGGGAUACGGAUCCGUUGCAUUGGGAUCAUGCGUUGAUAUUGACUGGAUUGGAUCUUUAUGUAGUCAGUAAGAAUGGGAAAGUCAGUAGUCAAGUAGUAGGUCUAGCUCCAGUCGCAGGAAUGUGCACAGUAACAAGCAGUUGCACUGUCAACGAAGGAAGACAUUUUGAAAGCGUCUACGUCGUUGCUCACGAAAUUGGACAUAAUCUCGGAAUGCGUCACGACGGCCCACUAGCAGACAACGGCUGCGAUCCCAGUGCCUACCUCAUGAGCCCAACGCUGGGGAGCGGCAAAAUUACGUGGUCACAGUGCAGCAAAAACUAUCUGCAGAAGUUCCUUGACACCGUGCAAUCCCGGUGCCUCCUCGACCACGGCAACUCUGCUGGACAGUUGGACCAUAGUGCCGAAGGCAUAUUGCCAGGAGAGAGAUUCGAUGCUGAUCAGCAAUGCAUGUUAAAAUACGGCCGAGGCAGCCGCCACUCCGGUGCGCAAAGUUUGGAGGACAUCUGCAGAGACCUGCAUUGCCAACGGGAGCGAUACACCUGGACCUCGCAUCCGGCUUUGGAGGGAACUAAGUGUGGAGAAGAUAUGUACUGCCGCGGCGGAGAAUGCGUAGAGCGCGCCGGCGUGCCUCGACGCGGGCAAUGGACGCGCUGGUCCGCCUGGUCGGAGUGUGCGUCCGCCUGCCUGCUCACAGACUCGCACGCUCCGGCGGCUACAGGCGUCGCCGUCGCCAACAGGCGCUGCCAGCGACCCCGCCAUGACAACGGGAACAGCUAUUGCUCCGGUCAUGAUAAGAAAUACCAAUCAUGUCACGCACAGCAGUGCCACAACGUGCCUCCCAUGACAGUGCGCGAGUUCGCAGACCAGAUCUGCCGGCGGGCGAGGGAAGUGGAUCCUGACCUCAUUGGAACUGGUCUGCAGAGGAUUGACACGGAAGAUGUUAGCAGUGCUUGCGCAGUAUGGUGCGACACCCGCGGAGGCGGCUACAAAUCCCGCGGCUGGACCCUGCCAGACGGAACCGCGUGCUCCACUAUGUCACCGAUGUUUUGUAUUUCAGGAGUUUGUCAGAAAUUCACCUGCAACGCCGACACGGAGUUCUCCCUGCGGCCGGGAGACUGCGAAUGGGAGCCGCUCCAACUGCAGACCGCCGCCCCUCAACAGUCCACAUCAUCAACAAAAACAUCAUCAACAUGGCGCCGGGCCGUGGGUCCCCAGUGGCGGGCGUGGAGCGGCUGCCACUACCACUGCAUGUCCCCGGGCGCCGGCGUGCGCCUCGUGCGGGCGCCGCGCGCCGCCAGCAUACAGCUCUGCCGGCCCGACAGCGCGCGGGCCGACUCGGGAUGUACCCAAAGAAAGACCCCAUAUCAGUACGCGACGAUGGUGUGCACUAAGUACAAGGAGAGAGUCAGGAGACUGUCAGGGCUUGGUAUGCAGAUAUCACCAGCACUUGAGGACCCCGACCGGCCCUGUCGAAUAGCGUGCCAAGACGAGCGCGUUUCACAUCGCUUCUACUUAGUGAACGGCCAAGAAGGCUGGUUCCCACUGGGAACAUCUUGUGGGAAAAAUAACGCUUCUUAUUGCGUCAGCGGGAAGUGUUUGGAAUUCGGUCCAGAUAAUACCCCACUCUCCGAGUCCGUCUUUACGCUUCCUCUCCUCAACCGCAACGCCACCGUAUCCGUGUCGCGCUCGUCCCGUCACCGCCGCGACACAAGCUCCGAUACACAUGGAUCCGACACAGGGCACAGAUCCGACUCGGAGCACGAAUCCGACACACGGCAUGGAUCCGACACGGAGCACGGAUCUGACACGGAGCACGGACCUGAUACGGAGCACCGAUACGAUACACGGCACGGAUCCUACACACAGUCCGGAUCCGACACGGAGCGUGAUAGGAGAAGCUUGCGGGCGCGCGGCACGAUAACUGCGACGUUGGAGCAACAUCAUUUGGACGAUAUUAUAGCUAGAUUGAAUUUGACUCAAAACCACAACGAGCACAUAAUCUACUACGACCCCAUUCCUGAUACCAUCGAGGUGGACUUCAACAACCCCAUCCACAUCGCGCCGGAUGACACCAUGAUACGGAAACCACCAAGACCUACCUGGGACUGAUCACUAACAGAACACUGACAAAUCACUGCCAGAUACCAAACAGUACGGAUCCGACACGGUCUUUAACAAUCCGAUACAUAUCGCGCCGUAAGACAUCAUGAUACGGAAACCACCAAGACCUACCUGGGACUGAUCACUAACAGGACACUGAGAAAUCACUGUCAGAUACCAAACAGUACAGAUCCAAUACGGCCUUUAACAAUUCGAUACAUAUCGCGCCGGAAGGCACCGUAAUACGGAAACCACCAAGACCUACCUGGGACUGAUUACUGGCAGAACACUGACAAAUCACUGCCAGAUACCAAACAGUACGUUCUUUAACAAUCCGAUACAUAUCGCGCCGUAAGACACCAUGAUACGGAAACCACCAAGACCUACCUGAAACUGAUCACUAACAGAACACUGACAAAUCACCGUCAGAUACCAAACAGUACGGAUCCGAUACGGUCUUUAACAAUUCCAUGAUACCGGAAGACACCAUGAUACGGAAACCACCAAGACCUACCUAAAACUGAUCACUAACAGAACACUGACAAAUCACUGUCAGAUACCAAACAGUACGGAUCCGAUAUGAUCUUUAAAAAUCCAAGAUACUAAACAGUACGGAUCUGAUACGGUCUUAAACAAUCCGAUACAUAUCGCGCCGGAAAACAGCAUGAUAAAUAAACCACCGCGGCCUACCUGGGACUGAUCAGUAACUGAACACUGACUAAUGACCCGAUACCGGACACCUUAAGUUUAACAAUCCGGCACAUAUCGCGCCAUAACGCACUAUGAUACGAAAUCAGACAAAAUUUACCAAGAACUGAUCACUGGCAGAAUAUAAUCUAUUACGAGCCGAUACUGGACACUACGGACCUAAUACGGUCUUCAACAAUCCGAUACAUAUCGCGCCGGAAGGUUAUAUGAUGAUGAUGACCUGAGACUAGAAUAAACUGCUAGGUGUGAUGAUAAUUUUCGACGGAUGUUGAUUGUUGACUAAUCUAAUAAAAUUGUUAUAAUUACACAACUUAUUAGAUUGACUGAAAAUUUAAAUAGAGAAAUUUAUUAGGAUAACGUAAGACAGAAUAUAUAAGAGAGA